AUGAAAAAAUCGACAAGGAAGAGGACUAGUAAUACUAGUAAAGCAAGCAGUAAUGGGAAUGGAGAUAAAGUAGAGCAAAGCCUUUCUGUUGCGAGUAGUGAUGCUGCCAUCAUAGAAGCAGAUGCUGUAUCUGCCAUUCAAAUGACGACUUUCCCAAAAAGUCUACAAUGCUCUCAUUUUAGGGACUUUGUCAAAUGUAAGGCAAAACGAAAGCAUAAUGGCAAUUGUAUUGCAAAUGGUCAUAUUGGCAUUGAUGAUUAUGAGGAACUGGUUGGAUUGAAUGAAAAUUUAAUAGACCUUGGGAAUGGAAAAUUGAAAUUCGAACAGACACAGCAUUGUACAUGUUGUGAAAACCCCUUCUCUUUGAUAGAUGAGGCAGUAAUUUGUUCCAAUUGUUACCACAUUUUCACAGUUCAUACAUUUUAUGAGAAAAAGUCCUCUUUUGAGAAAGCCGAACCGAAACAACUCAAAUAUUGUCCUAAUUGCAAAGAUAAUGCGAUUGUGUUUCACUUAACCUAUAAGGAAUUCUUUUGCCUUGAGUGUUUUGAUUUUAUUACUCUCGAUUUUGAAGCAAUCAAGUAUAUCCUAUUACCUUGCCUUUUCAAAUCUGCAAAUCAAGAAUUGCCAAAUGAAAAACAAGCGACAAGCACAAAGAAAAAACGAAAAUUUUCACAUCCUAAAAGUGGAACUGAAACUGUACCUCACAUUUCUGUUGGAGAGUCCAUCAAGUCCAUGCUGAAGAACAACGUGCAAACACAAACGAAUCCUCUUAUUGGACUACGAGGAAUUGUAAACUUGGGAAAUACUUGCUUUAUGAAUUGUAUAUUACAGACACUAGCCCAUAAUGUGUCACUACGCAACUAUUAUUUAUCAGGAGUUUAUUCUCAGUUAAUUGAAAAAGAAAUUGAAAAUGACUCCAAAUGUAAAAAUUUUGAAGAUAUUCAAACAUACUUGAAAAUGAGUAGAGCCAUGAAUAACUUAUUCAAAGAAAUGUACGAUAAAUCAUGCAACGAAUUAGAAAAUUCGAAUAUCAAAAAGAGAUCCAGUAACGGAAAAAGAAAAUCCGAUACAGUAGACGAACAACCAAUAGUUUUACCAUACGUUCCUCAUCAGUUUCUAUACAUUAUGUGGAAUAUUGCUGGACACUUGGCAGGCUAUCAACAGCAAGAUGCACACGAGUUUUACAUGGCCAUCCUCUCGGCCCUUACUCCUGCCAAACUUCCUAACAACCGUAGAAACCUUAUUGAAGAUUUAUUCACUGGAACCUCUCAGUCAGAUUUAAAUUGCAAAAUUUGUUCAAGCAUCUCUUCGACGGUGGAAGCAUUUAUGGACAUUUCUCUUCCUCUCAAAGCCAAGAGCGGUGACACGUGGAUAGAAUUAGAAUCCUUAACAGAAUGUCUUGAAAGAUAUACAAGAGAUGAAAAUUUAGAUAUCAGUAGUUACUCGUGUAAAAAUUGUGGAUCACAAGGGAACUUUUCAAAACAGAUUCGCUUUAAACGGCUGCCAUAUGUUCUUUGUUUUCAUCUUAAAAGGUUUGAACAUUCAGAAGUUAACAGAAAUCGAAGGACUGCAGGAGUAAGCUCUAAGAUUGAUUGGUUUGUUUCAUUUCCUUUGCAAAUUGAAAUGAAAGAUUUCGUGGUUGGCGAGGAUGGUGGUGUUCCUGAUAACAAGUACUCACUCUUCUCCGUGGUUUGUCACCAUGGAGAUUUGAGUGGAGGACACUACACGUGCUAUGUCAAACAUAACUCACGUUGGUUUUUAUGUAAUGACUCGAGUGUAUAUUACGCCAAAGAGUCAGACGUUUUGAAUUCGGAGGCUUAUUUACUCUUUUAUGAGAGAGCACGUUGA
Naegleria fowleri is the source of this 1848-nucleotide messenger RNA. RefSeq lists its product as uncharacterized. The coding region runs from base 1 to 1848 and encodes 615 amino acids. The transcript has a single exon. Gene Ontology annotation, biological process: protein deubiquitination. The record is from RefSeq and is a predicted model, not a curated record. Gene Ontology annotation, molecular function: cysteine-type deubiquitinase activity. NCBI's taxonomy places the organism in Eukaryota, Heterolobosea, Eutetramitea, Acrasida, Naegleriidae.